Messenger RNA from Syngnathus acus (greater pipefish), 5074 nucleotides. It is a transcript of the gene bach2b, whose product is annotated as BTB and CNC homology 1, basic leucine zipper transcription factor 2b. The transcript is spliced from 6 exons. NCBI's taxonomy places the organism in Eukaryota, Metazoa, Chordata, Actinopteri, Syngnathiformes, Syngnathidae. The record is from RefSeq and is a predicted model, not a curated record. The coding region runs from base 379 to 2760 and encodes 793 amino acids. Gene Ontology annotation, biological process: regulation of transcription by RNA polymerase II. Gene Ontology annotation, molecular function: RNA polymerase II cis-regulatory region sequence-specific DNA binding; DNA-binding transcription factor activity, RNA polymerase II-specific; protein binding.
CAAGUACAGUGUUGAGCUGACGAUGUUGUGAAUGAACGAAAACGAGUGACGUCGACGGACGAAUGUCAACAAUGCGGCGAUCGAGAGUAGGCGUUCCAGUCGAGUGUAACCAACAGCGGGAGACAGACUUGCGCUCCGUGCAGAAACACUGCAAACGUAAUCCACGUAAUCAUAGCAGAAACAACAGGGAAGAAAAUCACGGACAUGUUUUUUAGAAGGUGAGACGAAUCAAACCCAAUUGUAGCCACUGAAGCAAAAAGUCGAAAAUUGCAGUCGGGAGGAUUUAAAUAGAGCAAAGCAAUCCAUCAUGUGAAAGAACUUGAUUGUGAAACGGAUACGAGGAUUUGAUCGAGAAGGAAGAACACGAUUGUAAGCGGAAUGUCCGUGGAUGAGAGGCCUGAAGCUCCCAUGUAUGUGUAUGAGUCAACAGUUCAUUGUACCAAUAUCCUCCUCUGCCUUAAUGACCAGCGGAAGCAGGAUAUCCUGUGCGAUGUGACUAUCCUAGUGGAAGGCAAGGAAUUUCGCGGGCAUCGGGCCGUGCUAGCCGCCUGCAGCGAAUAUUUCCUCCAGGUGUUGGUCGGCCAGACGGAGAAUGGCUUUUUGGUCAGCCUUCCUGAAGAGGUCACUGCCAAAGGAUUCGUCCCGUUGUUGCAGUUUGCCUACACUGCUAAACUGUUACUCAGCAAAGAAAACAUUCAAGAGGUCAUCCGCUGUGCCGAAUUCCUGCGCAUGCACAACCUAGAGGACUCGUGCUUUCGUUUUCUGGAAGCUCAGCUGCGUAGUGAGGACAGCUUGCUGCACUGUCACAAUGUAGCUGCUGAGGGCAUCAACUCGGAGAAUGAAAGCAUGCAGUCAGAGACCGAAAGAUCAUCCUCUCCGACGAUACAACGUGCUGAUGAUCUCGCCACCUUUCAGUUCCCCGGUGAGGAUCAAUUAACAAUGACCGGUAACUUCACAGACGGACGAUUGGACUUCGAUCGACGCCGAGGAUCAGACCUGCCGCGAUGCCCGAAGUACCGGAAAUACCAAUGGGCUUAUAAAAAGCACAAUGAUGAUUUGUCUUCACACACCAGUACCUCAGGUUUUCCAAGCACAAUAAAAGAGGGCAACAUUAGUGGGGGAGUAACGGAUCCAAACAGGUUGCCUUUGACAGAAAUCAAAGUUGAACAACAAGUAGAGGAAGAGGCCAUCUCAUUGGACAUUACUGAUAGCGCGUCAGCAAUGGAGAUGGAUAACCCCGCGUCUUCAGAAAUCAUCAAGAGAAUGAAGUCGGCAUCCUGCAUUCGAGCCUUACUUAAAAAAGGAGUGGACUGCUCCAAUCUGCCCAGUACACCUCAGCCACUAUUUGCAAACAGGCUCGUUUAUCCCCAGGACAAAGUUAACUCUCAGGGAGAUCACAAAAAAGACUUGAAAGGUCUUGCUGGACAAUUGAGUUGGUCUUUAUUAUCCCCAAAGAACAAUGACAAUUUCAGCGCAGAUCUGAAAUCCUGUGACGAAACCUGCAAACAGGAAGUUGAGCUCGAUCGAGGGACUGUCAUAUUUUCCUCCGGGGCCUGCAGUCGUCUGGGAAACCCGGCACAUUCUUACCCUGGUGGGAAUUCUUUUGAAACAGAGCUUCCUGAACACAUACCAAAGGAUCUUGGAGCUAGUCAGUCCCUUCCAAGCUCCCAGGCCUAUUCUCCCAGCACCACCUCCAGCGAACCCCAUCUACUGUGCCGUCCACGGUCAAACACCAGCUGUCCAGUUCCAAUAAAAGUCUGCCCACGCUCACCACCUUGUGAGACACGGACAAGGACAUCCAGUUCCUGUUCGUCCUACUCCUAUGCAGAAGACGGCAGUGGAGGCUCCCCAUGCAGCCUGCCUCAAUUUGAGUUUUCUUCGUCACCUUGCUCCAACAUGGCCCGCUGUCUCAAUGUUGACCAGCAGGACCACAACGUAGGGGAUGGAGUUUUUAUCCAGGGGCAAACCAACAUCAAAUGUGAACAGUCCUAUGGCACCAAUUCCAGCGAUGAGUCGGGUUCUUUUUCCGAGGGAGACAGCGAGUCCUGCACUGUACAAGAGCGUGGCCCAGAGGUGAAGCUACCUUUCCCUGUUGAUCAAAUCAUAAAUCUUCCAAGGAAUGACUUCCAAACACUGGUGAAAAUGCACAAACUGACCUCAGAGCAACUCGAGUUCAUCCACGAUGUGAGGCGAAGAAGUAAGAAUCGCAUCGCUGCCCAACGCUGCCGCAAAAGAAAGCUCGACUGUAUCAUGAACCUCGAGUGUGAGAUUCGAAAACUGGUAUGCGAAAAGGAGAAGCUGCUUACAGAGAGAAAUCAACUGAAGGCUUGUAUGGGGGAACUAUGGGAAAACUUUUCCUGCCUGUCCCAGGAGGUGUGCAGGGAUGUCCAGCUAAGUCCCGAACAGGUUCAGUCAUUGCACCACUACUGCCCAGUCCUACGCCCCACCAAUUCCACCGCCAGCCAUCACGCCGCCUACGAUCCCAAGCCUUGUAACAGACCUAACACCACCAGCAUCGAUCUCUGUUUGGACUCCGCCACACCUGAAACAAACAUUCCUGGUUCUCCAGGCCUUUUGGAGAUCAACUCGAUGGAAAACGGGGAAGACAAAGGUAUGGACAGCCAAUACAUUAGCUUGUACACAGAUUCAGGGCUGACCGUGGAGAAAUACGGUAAUCAGACGGUAACAGUUGAUUUUUGCCAGGAAAUGACCGAAAAAUGUACAACUGAUGAGCAGCCACACAAGGACUGUACUAAUUAAUAGUAUUUGUUUUUCAUGUUUAGUGUUAUUAUUAUUAUCAUCAUUAUUAUUUUCUUUUUUAUUAUUACUAUUAUUAUUAUUACUAUUAUUACUAGUAGUAGUAGUAGUAGUAGUAGUAAUAUUUAAUUAUACUACUCUGACAAACCCUCUCUUGGGGUUGUUGAUAAUACCCAACUUCUGCCAGUGUUGACAAAAAAUUAUAUAUUUUUAUGUAUUUAUGUUUUUCAUGAUUUCUAUUUUAUGAACAGUUGACACGCUGUCUUAAAAAAGCGGAAAUACUGUUCAUCAAGUAUUCCCUUACCAAAAGUGAGAGUUGCUCACUUAAGUCUUUACAAUGGUGCUAUGGCCCCGGCAGCAGCUUUGAGAGUCGGGCCGGGUUCAUGUCUUCAUGACACCCAAAACACAAAGAGGAACCUCAGUGGACAAAAAAAAAUUCGUUCUAUAUAUCGCUUUUAUUGGCAUGGUCCCAGUAUUUCUUCUCUUUGACUCGUUUUCAUGUACAUCCUCUCUUGCUUUUUUUUUUUUUGCUGUGACACUUUUCAUCUCUAGCUAUUCAAAACUCAGGAAGAAAAAAAUCCUCAGAAUGUUUACCAUAAUUCAUGCAAAAUGAGAAUACAGAUUUUAUACAUGGGGGGAAGUUAUCAUGCAAUUAGACUGUAAAAUGUUUAUGCAAACAUUUUCUUGUAAUUGUGUACAGGCUGUAAACUGAUAACAUUCCUUUUUUUGCCUUCUGGAGCUCUCGGUAUCAUUUUUUUUCUUUUUUUUUUGCUGGCAGAUGCAUAUUUUCUCUUUUUAACCAGCAAUACCUUGUUUGGAUGUUGACUUUGUGCUUGUUUGGCAAAAUGUAUAUAGUGUGAGCAUGAUUACUGUCAAUGACUUUGAACAGAUGUAGGCUUAGAUGUUUUUUUUUUCCCACCAAGGAUAGAGAAGGCUGAGGAAAAAAAAAUCUUCAUUUUUGCCAUCUCAGAUUGUAAAUAUUUCUCUUCCCCCAACAUGGUGGGUGCUCUUAAUUCUCAGGAAAACCGCUUCACAGACAUGCAUAUAGACUGAAAGACAUAUUUCUUAAAAUAAACACGACAAAAUUUAAGAUCCAUGUCUACACGUACAUGGAGACUAAAUGUAUGUUUUAAAUUAUCCGCUCUUCCCUGUUAUCUAAGUGAAUGAGGAUUUUAGGAAAAUUGUUUUGCUUUUUAAAAAGCAGACAACCUGAACUGUCUUUCCAAUGUAUUUUUAUUUUCUAUUUAUAAACUGGAAAAGUCUUGUUUACCAUUAAAGGUGUUAUGACUUGAAAUUCAGCCUUUGGACAAUUUAGCCACAGUCUAUAAAAUUAAUGAUUGCGAUAAUUGCCUUUGAAUUUAAUGGAAUUCAUUCCAAAAUUUGUGUUCUCCUUACAGUGGGAAUAUUUUAAAAAAAAAUGCUUGCACCAAAAUUACAAAUCAUGCCUCUACCCUUGAGAAUAAAUCAGUGUGAUGAGGAUUAGUGUUUUUAACACAAACGGUGCUGCAAAAGUAGCCUAGUGUAACAAAUUUUAUCGAUGUCCUUAAUAAAUGGGCAAAUACACUUCAUAUCAGCAUUUUUCACGAGAAAGGUCAAAGGGCUGAUCACACUUUUAACACGUCUCAACUUAAAUGAAUAAUUAAAUAAAUAUAUAACCACAAGAACUCGGCAAUCAUAAUUUCUGUGAAUAUUGAGUCAAAUAUAAAACUCUUUUUUUUACAUUAUUAGUUGUCAAAUAUGACAGAAUUUUUGCCAUGUAAAAUUGAUAGGACAGGUUUGCGAUUGUGUGAAAAUGUUUCCUUUCUCUUUAUGGGAUGAGUCAGCCGGAUUUUGAUAUGUGGAUACAUGCACCUCCAAUGUACAGUAUAUAUAUAUAAAUUCAGGGGCCUUGACCCUUCCCUCAAAAGUUUUUUCACACUGAUCUACCUGUGAAAUGACUCGUACCUCUCAUAACAGGUCAAUGACUGUAUCAACAAACUGCAUCAGGUGUUUUCUACAUGUUUUUUACUCAGAUUAUACAGACUAUUGUUUACUUGCAAGUUUUGGUGCAUCAUUUAUUGGAAUAACUUGUAGUUUAAAUUGUUCUCAUCUUUCUAAUUUUGUAUUGUUGUUCAUUUUAAAAUACUGUAAUGUGCUUAUUCGCUACGAGUUUUUUUUAAAAUGGUAAAUACAGUCACGAUUUGACGGUUAUUGUAAAUAUAUUGUGAAAAGUUUUCUCAAAUUCAUUUUAAUUGGCAGUGUUAUAAAACUUAAAGUACUGUAUCUUUUUUGUCUUUACGCCAUUUUGCUUGAUGAAAUAAACAUGCAUAUCACUGCU